Messenger RNA from Pongo pygmaeus (Bornean orangutan), 4057 nucleotides. It is a transcript of the gene PNN, whose product is annotated as pinin, desmosome associated protein. The transcript has 9 exons. Gene Ontology annotation, cellular component: catalytic step 2 spliceosome. The record is from RefSeq and is a predicted model, not a curated record. Lineage: Eukaryota; Metazoa; Chordata; Mammalia; Primates; Hominidae. Bases 824 to 2983 code for a protein of 719 amino acids.
AGGCUGGGCGUGGUGGCUCAUGCCUGUAAUCCCAGCACCCUGGGAGGUCGAGGCAGGCGGAUCACCUGAGGUCAGGAGUUCGAGACCAGCCUGCCCAACAUGGUGGAAUCCGGUCUCUAAUAAUACAAAAAUUAGCCAGGCGUGUUGGCGCGCGCCUGUAGUCCCAGGUACUCAGGAGGCUGAGGCAGGAGAAUCGCUUGAAUCCGGGAGGCGGAGACUGCAGUGAGACGAGAUGGUGCCACUGCACUCCAGCCUGGGUGACAGAGCGAGACUCCGUAUGAAAAAAAAAAAAAUUAACCUAAUAGAGGAAAGCACGCGCCCACCCCCUCUCUGAGCAUGCGCACCAACGGAAUAGCCGCGCCCUUUCCUAAUUAAAUAAUUAACCAAGGUGAGAGUAAGGAAGAAAAGGAGGCUUGGCUAAGUCCCACUCUGAUGUGAUCACGUUAAAAGGGUGUAAGGCACAUUACAUCAUAGGUUAAAAUGCCUGGAAAACUCCGCGCUCUCCUUGCCAGAACUGCAGGCUCGCGAGCCCAAGUCUCCGAGAACUCAGGGAUUGUGAAACCCGCCCUGACUCUGCGCUAGCAGUGGGAUCCAGGCACCCGCAGCUAACUGGGGAGGGAGGUGACUGCCCGGCUGACUUUUCAUUGGCUCUGAGUCACAAAGGCUGCAGGUUCUUCCCCCUUCCGGUCGCUGAGUGGUUGAGGCCGGAAGACAACGCUCAUCGUCAUUGGCUGAGCCUGGCUGUCAGUCCUUUCGCGUCUCGCCGGCGCGGCAUAGCCCGGCGCGGCCUGUAAAGCAGUCUUAAGCCUGCUGCAGGGAGAAGAUGGCGGUCGCAGUGAGAACUUUGCAGGAACAGCUAGAAAAGGCCAAAGAGAGCCUUAAGAACGUGGAUGAGAAUAUUCGCAAGCUCACGGGGCGGGAUCCGAAUGACGUGAGGCCCAUCCAAGCCAGAUUGCUGGCCCUUUCUGGUCCUGGUGGAGGUAGAGGACGUGGUAGUUUAUUACUGAGGCGUGGAUUCUCAGAUAGUGGAGGAGGACCCCCAGCCAAACAGAGAGACCUUGAAGGGGCAGUCAGUAGGCUGGGCGGGGAGCGUCGGACCAGAAGAGAAUCACGCCAGGAAAGCGACCCAGAGGAUGAUGAUGUUAAAAAGCCAGCAUUGCAGUCUUCAGUUGUAGCUACCUCCAAAGAGCGCACACGUAGAGACCUUAUCCAGGAUCAAAAUAUGGAUGAAAAGGGAAAGCAAAGGAACCGGCGAAUAUUUGGCUUGUUGAUGGGUACCCUUCAAAAAUUUAAACAAGAAUCCACUGUUGCUACUGAAAGGCAAAAGCGGCGCCAGGAAAUUGAACAAAAACUUGAAGUUCAGGCAGAAGAAGAGAGAAAGCAGGUUGAAAAUGAAAGGAGAGAACUGUUUGAAGAGAGGCGUGCUAAACAGACAGAACUGCGGCUUUUGGAACAGAAAGUUGAGCUUGCGCAGCUGCAAGAAGAAUGGAAUGAACAUAAUGCCAAAAUAAUUAAAUAUAUAAGAACUAAGACAAAGCCCCAUUUGUUUUAUAUUCCUGGAAGAAUGUGUCCAGCUACCCAAAAACUAAUAGAAGAGUCACAGAGAAAAAUGAAUGCUUUAUUUGAAGGUAGACGCAUCGAAUUUGCAGAACAAAUAAAUAAAAUGGAGGCUAGGCCUAGAAGACAAUCAAUGAAGGAAAAAGAGCAUCAGGUGGUGCGUAAUGAAGAACAGAAGGCGGAACAAGAAGAGGGUAAGGUGGCUCAGCGAGAGGAAGAGUUGGAGGAGACAGGUAAUCAGCACAAUGAUGUAGAAAUAGAGGAAGCAGGAGAGGAAGAGGAAAAGGAAAUAGCGAUUGUUCAUAGUGAUGCAGAGAAAGAACAGGAGGAGGAAGAACAAAAACAGGAAAUAGAGGUUAAGAUGGAGGAGGAAACUGAGGUAAGGGAAAGUGAGAAGCAGCAGGAUAGUCAGCCUGAAGAAGUUAUGGAUGUGCUAGAGAUGGUUGAGAAUGUCAAACAUGUAAUUGCUGACCAGGAGGUAAUGGAAACUAAUCGAGUUGAAAGUGUAGAACCUUCAGAAAAUGAAGCUAGCAAAGAAUUGGAACCAGAAAUGGAAUUUGAAAUUGAGCCAGAUAAAGAAUGUAAAUCCCUUUCUCCUGGGAAAGAGAAUGUCAGUGCUUUAGACAUGGAAAAGGAGUCUGAGGAAAAAGAAGAAAAAGAAUCUGAGCCCCAGCCUGAGCCUGUCGCUCAGCCUCAGCCUCAGCCCCAGCAUCAGCCCCAGCUUCAGCUUCAAUCCCAGUCCCAACCAGUACUCCAGUCCCAGCCUCCCUCUCAGCCUGAGAAUUUGUCAUUAGCUGUUUUACAGCCAACACCCCAAGUUACUCAGGAGCAAGGGCAUUUACUACCUGAGAGGAAGGAGUUUCCUGUAGAGUCUGUAAAACUCACUGAGGUACCAGUAGAGCCAGUCUUGACAGUACAUCCAGAGAGCAAGAGCAAAACCAAAACUAGAAGCAGAAGUAGAGGUCGAGCUAGAAAUAAAACAAGCAAGAGUAGAAGUCGAAGCAGUAGCAGUAGCAGUUCUAGUAGCAGUUCAACUAGUAGCAGCAGCGGAAGUAGUUCCAGCAGUGGAAGUAGUAGCAGUCGCAGUAGUUCCAGUAGCAGCUCCAGUACAAGUGGCAGCAGCAGCAGAGAUAGUAGCAGCAGCACUAGUAGUAGUAGUGAGAGUAGAAGUCGGAGUAGGGGCCGGGGACAUAAUAGAGAUAGAAAGCACAGAAGGAGCGUGGAUCGGAAGAGAAGGGAUACUUCAGGACUAGAAAGAAGUCACAAAUCUUCAAAAGGUGGUAGUAGUAGAGAUACAAAAGGAUCAAAGGAUAAGAAUUCCCGGUCCGACAGAAAGAGGUCUAUAUCAGAGAGUAGUCGAUCAGGCAAAAGAUCUUCAAGAAGUGAAAGAGACCGAAAAUCAGACAGGAAAGACAAAAGGCGUUAAUGGAAGAAGCCAGGCUUGCUUAGCCAUUCUUUGCAGCAGAAGAUUUCUUGAUAUAAAAGGAUUACCUUUCCUUGUAAAGAGGAUGCUGCCUUAAGAAUUGCAUGUUGUAAAAAAUCUUUUUGGAAAAUACAGACUGUUUGUUUACCAGACAUUCUUGUACUUUUUGCAUAAUUUUGUAAGAGUUAUUUAUCAAAAUUAUGUGAGGUUCCAAAAUAUGUAAAAAUGAUAAUAAUAAAAAAAGAUUAACAUCCCUUGUCAUCUUUUUUAAAUAUCCUAUACUCUUCAGUAAGAAUCUGUAUAUUUUAAUAGGCAAAUCUUUAAGUCUGUUCCCUUCUAAUUCUGUAUCAUACAUUGCUUUUGUAGAAAUAAAUGUGUGUUUAUUUCAUUAUUUUUGGGAUGUCCUCGUUGACACUUGUAUAAUAUCCUCUUUAUCAUUUUCAGCUUUUAACACUAGAUACUGCACGUGAUUAGAAUGUUUUUGAAGGUUUCCUCGUUUUUAUUUGCCUUGGACAAUUUUUAGUUGUCAGAGUCAGAGCUUUGCAGCUUUGAGGGGGAACAGUUCUCUUUAAAAUCAUUUGCUAUUUUCUAUUCUCCCUUGUUAUUUUAAUCUAAGCAUUUUCCCCCGUUUCUCAUAUUUUAACCAUAUGUUUGGUAGAUAACUAAACAGUAUGAUCUGGUUGGCAUUUUCUUCCUGAUGAUAGGAGCGUCAUUCUUUUGUCUUCAUGGUUACUUGUGUGAUAUAACAUACAUCUGUUAAAGAAAAGCACUUCUUUCUAGGGGAGGGAGGUAGAAAAGUAUCUUUCAAACUUGGUUUUUGAGUUUGUGUCUUGUCUUAACUUUGUGUUGGCUCUAACUGAAACAUGCCGAUAUGUGUUUUCAAGAAUUUUGUUUAAGGAAGUAUUGUAUGGAAGUCCACAAAAUGAAGGAAGUUCAUCUAGGUUUUAAUAUGUAAGCAAGAUAACACACAAGUGUACCAAGUGAUUAUUAACUUUGUUGUUUUACAAAUUUGUAUGAACUUGGAGUAUCUGUUGGCCAUUACUAUACAUGUGCAAAUAAAUGUGGCUUAGACUUGUG